Messenger RNA from Rhineura floridana, 2949 nucleotides. RefSeq names its product retinol dehydrogenase 10 (gene RDH10). The transcript is spliced from 6 exons. Gene Ontology annotation, cellular component: lipid droplet. Lineage: Eukaryota; Metazoa; Chordata; Lepidosauria; Squamata; Rhineuridae. Gene Ontology annotation, molecular function: oxidoreductase activity, acting on the CH-OH group of donors, NAD or NADP as acceptor. The record is from RefSeq and is a predicted model, not a curated record. The coding region runs from base 754 to 1809 and encodes 351 amino acids.
GUGGGGAAAUGCUCACUUUCAGGGGCGAGGUGCUGAGUUGUGGUGGGGCUGCAAGGCAAAAGGGACAGGUAGGACUGAGACGAGAAACGCGGAAUAGGCAUAGUACCAGCAGCCGUCCCUCCGCCGCGUUCACCCCCUGAGCCGCGAAGGUGGCAGCGGGGCGUGCAUGAGAGGGACAGAAAGGGAGAGGAAAGCGCUGGGCAGCGGCAGAGACGGCGCCGAGAGCCGCUGCGGGAACUUGUUCUCUGCGCUCAGUCAACUUGCUGGCCUUGGCUUCGCCUCGGCGGGGUCCAUGGUGGCCGUUUAGGGAGAAGAGCGCUGAGAAUUCGCCCUUCCUCUCCGUGCCCGUAGCAAGAAGCAGCCGGCCCCGCCGAAGGCUGCCGGGCACUGAGGCUGCUUGAGGUCCUAGCCAAGUGCCCGCAAGCGGGCUUAAGAGGCUUGGCUGCCUCGCCGGUUGGCGACGACGGGUUCCUGUUGCCUGUCUGCCCGGCUCUUCACCGUGGAGAUAGUUUGCGCGCUCCCGGAGCUGAAACUGCCCAAGGAGAGCGGGAGGACAGUUAGUCUGCCUGACUAUGCUUUGGCGCGCCGCUCCUCACUGAAUUGUCGAGGCGCUCCCAGGAUUUCCGUGCAGGAACUCCGAAGUAGCCUCGUAGCGCGCUCAGCCGUUAAACGGAGCGCACCGCAAGUUGUGGUUGCCGCCGCUAAGUCGCCCGCGCCUCCUCCGCCGCUCUCUCUUCCAAGGGAGCCGCAGCCAUGAACAUCAUCUUGGAAUUCUUCGUCGUUACCUUCAAGGUCCUCUGGGCGUUCGUGGUGGCCGCUGCCAAAUGGCUCGUGCGCCCCAAGGAGAAGAGCGUGGCGGGGCAGGUGUGCCUCAUCACCGGCGCUGGCAGUGGGCUGGGCCGCCUCUUCGCUUUGGAGUUUGCCCGCCGCCGAGCACGCUUGGUGCUCUGGGACAUCAACACACAGAGCAACGAAGAGACGGCAGGCAUGGUGCGGAACACCUACCGCGAGAUCGCCGAGGAAGCCGUGGUCGCUGCCCAGAAAGGUAACGGUGGUUGUUGCUGUGGGGACGCUGGGCAUGGUGAAGAAGAAGUGGUACCUCACUACAACUUGCAAGUUCACACAUACACAUGUGAUGUGAGCAAAAGAGAGAAUGUGUAUACAACUGCUGAGAGAGUCCGCAAGGAAGUUGGCGAAGUCUCAGUCCUGGUUAAUAACGCUGGUGUAGUUUCUGGACACCAUCUCCUGGAAUGUCCUGAUGAGCUUAUUGAGAGGACCAUGAUGGUUAACUGCCAUGCACAUUUCUGGACCACUAAAGCAUUCCUUCCCAAAAUGCUGGAAUUGAAUCAUGGACACAUUGUGACUGUUGCUAGUUCCCUCGGCCUAUUCAGUACUGCUGGAGUGGAGGAUUAUUGCGCCAGUAAAUUUGGAGCUGUGGGUUUUCAUGAAUCUUUGAGCCAUGAACUGAAGGCAGCUGAAAAAGAUGGUAUUAAAACAACGUUGGUCUGUCCUUACCUUGUAGACACAGGAAUGUUCAGAGGCUGCAGAAUUAGAAAAGAAAUUGAACCAUUCCUUCCACCCUUGAAACCAGAUUACUGUGUAAAACAAGCUAUGAGAGCUAUACUUACAGACCAACCUAUGAUUUGCACACCUCGCCUGAUGUACAUGGUCACCUUCAUGAAAAGCAUCCUGCCUUUUGAAGCAGUUGUGUGUAUGUACCGGUUUUUGGGAGCAGACAAGUGCAUGUACCCUUUCAUUGCUCAACGAAAACAAGCCACAAAUAACAAUGAAGCAAAAAAUGGAAUUUAAUGUUUUACAAAGGACUGGUGUUUGUAGCUCAAUUAUGAUCAAAACAUAAUGACUGAAUUGUGAAGAGCACUUGCAUUUAGCAGAUGCAAUAGUUAACAUUUUAUUGUGGCAUUCUCUUGGAUCCUAUACUUCUAUAGUGGACAGAAGAUCAAUGGUUUUACAUACUGUAUAUAACAUAAUAGAGGUCUCAGAAGCUGUGAUGAGCAAAGUGAAUUUAUAAAAUGUAGUGGUCACCCUUGUCCUUUUCAAACUUUAUUAAAUUUACAGUAACAUGCUACUCUUUUGUAGACAAACUAUGUGUAAGAGUUACUCCUGAGAAGUUAUUCAACCAGAAGAUCCAAUUGUUUCAGCAACUGUUAAUUUUCUUGUGGUAUUUUUUGUAGGUAAACAUUUUUGAACAAAUGUGGUGACAGCAGGGCAGUGUUUAAUGGGUUCACCCACUCUGUGUGGAACAGAUAAAUUUCAGUGAAAUUCUCCUGUGUAGCAACUACAUUACUGAGCCCUAAAUCAAGAGGAAAUGUAUAUUUGGGAAGUUUUCAGAAUGAAGUUAUACAAGACACUUUAUUCCCGUUACUGAGAAAGAUUCCCCUCCUGCCCUUCACCAUCCUUUUAAAGUUGAUAGCUUCUUAAAGUGGCAAUUUGUAUUUUGCAAUGGCAGUGGCACAUCUAAAUUACAACUUACAUAAUCUUAUACAUUUCAUGGCAAAAAUCAUUUCCCACAUUACCCUCAAGUGUAAUGUUUCUUUACCCAAGCUCUUCCCUAAAAUCCAAAAGCAAUUGAGCAAAGAGAAUUACAUUUUUUAAAGUCUUAGUUCUUGUGCCAACUAACUGCAAAGAUACAAUUAAUGCAACUUGAACAUUUGAGUGUGGAAAGGGUGUGUAAAUUUCUCUUUUUACAAAAAAGUGUUCACAUUGUAGAACCAGAUGGGGUUUUUUUGUAAGAACAAUUUUGUGCCUUGAAUUUGAUAAUCUGUAUUAGCAGAAUAUUGUAAAGGUGAACUUCUACCUCUAUAUCUAAACGUAUACCAUCCACUUGUAAAUUUAUUAUAAAAUGAAUCCUGUGGUGACUUUUUUUAGAAUGUCAUGUUAAAUAGUGACCAACUUUUGUGGUUAUUAAAGUGAGCCACUCUGUUCUUUAAA